Lactuca sativa (garden lettuce) is the source of this 711-nucleotide messenger RNA. RefSeq lists its product as uncharacterized. Gene Ontology annotation, molecular function: protein dimerization activity. NCBI's taxonomy places the organism in Eukaryota, Viridiplantae, Streptophyta, Magnoliopsida, Asterales, Asteraceae. The record is from RefSeq and is a predicted model, not a curated record.
AUGUUUUUUUCUAGCUCCACACAUAGAUGGAGUGUUUUAGUUGAUUAUAUUGAUGAAUUAACCCUAAAAUCAUUGUCUACUACUCAUUGUGAAAGUCACAUUGAAAGUGUUAAAGCAAUAAAAACUCAACUUUUUCAAAUAAAAGAAGCAUUAACAAAAUUAGCUCAAGUGAGUGAUGAUGAAUUAAUUUGGGAAAAUGAGUUUGACUCUGCUAUUAAUGAGGCUAAAGAAAUAGCAGAAAAUAUUGGAGUCGAACCAAAAUUUCCUAUCAAACAUUUAAAAUCUUUAUUUGAUGAUGAAUUAAAAAAAUGUUGUAAGAAACUUGAAACUAGUUUGACAAAUGGUGAGGACCUUGAUAUUAAUGGAAAAGAUUUAUUUAUUGAAUUACAAGUUUUGCAGGAAAUGUUGCCGGAUGAAGCAUACAAAUGUGAACUUCAAUGGACAGCUAUUCAAAUUAUGGAGUUUGCAAAGGAAAUGGACAUGUUUCCCAAUGUGUUGGUGACAUAUAGGAUUUUGUUGACGGUAUCGGUCACGGUUGCUUCCGCGGAAAGAAGUUUUUUGAAAUCAUAUCUUCGAAGUAUCAUGACUCAAAAAAGAUUAAAUGGAUCAACAAUUUUGAGUAUUGAAAGUCAAUUCCUACGAAGUCUUGAUUAUGAUAAAAUAAUAGAUGUUUUCGCUUCAAAAAAUGCAAGGAUGCAUCGAUUUAGAUGA